Molecule: messenger RNA, 1194 nt
Organism: Trifolium pratense (red clover)
Lineage: Eukaryota; Viridiplantae; Streptophyta; Magnoliopsida; Fabales; Fabaceae
Product: protein trichome birefringence-like 42
Exons: 5
Coding region: 1-1068 (355 amino acids)
Cellular component (GO): Golgi apparatus
Molecular function (GO): O-acetyltransferase activity
Source: RefSeq, a predicted model, not a curated record
AUGACAUUUGAUUUCUUGUUACAUCUUCUUCCACAGACCUUUGUUGUUCUAUGGGUAGUGACACUUCCACUACCAUACCAUGUGCAUGUCAAUGCCUUCCAAGCCAAGCAAUUAAAUCAAGCUGAAGGAUGUGAUUUUUCUCAAGGGCAAUGGGUUGUUGAUGAAUCUUACUAUCCUCUCUAUGAUGCCUCAAGUGAUUGUCCUUUUAUAGUGCAAGGAUUUGAUUGCCUAAUAAAUGGUAGACCUGAUCAAGAUUACCUCAAAUAUAGAUGGAAACCUUCUGCUUGUGAUCUUCCAAGAUUUGAUGGCGUGAAAUUCUUGGAGACAUACAGAGGGAAGAAGAUAACAUUUGUAGGGGACUCUAUAAGUGAUAAUACAUGGCAGUCACUUGCAUGUUUACUUCACAUUGCAGUGCCAGAAUCAAAGUACACAUUAACAAGACUAACAAAACAUCUUUCUAUGUUCUUAUUUGAGGAGUAUCAAGUUACAAUAAUGUGGGUGAAAGAUGGUUACCUAGUGGAUGCUUUUCGUGAUACAGAAAAGGGAAGAAUAUUAAAACUUGACUCCAUUACAUCUUGGGACAUGUGGAAUGGUGAUGUUUUGAUUUUCAAUACCUACCAUUGGUGGUUUCACACAGGACAAACUCCAACAUAUUUUCAAGUGGGUAAUGAGAUAAUAGACAUGGAUAACAUGGAAGCUUACAGGAUUGGGUUAACCACUUGGUCUAAUUGGGUUGAUUCUAACAUUGAUCCCUCAAAGACCACUGUUAUUUUCCAAGGAAUUGCUGCUGCACAUUCAGGGGAAAAUCACUGUAUAAAUCAAACUUUGCCAGAGGAAGGAUCAAUGCCAACUUAUCCUGGUGUAGACAUUGUUAAGAGUGUUUUGAGUAACAUGAAAAACCAAGUUUAUUGGCUUGAUAUUACUUUGCAAACACAACUGAGGAUAGAUGGUCAUCCUUCGAUAUACACUGGCCGAGGCACUUCUUAUGAGGACUGCAGUCACUGGUGUCUAGCUGGUGCUCCUGAUACAUGGAAUGAAAUCUUGUAUGCUGUUUUACUAAGAAAUUAGUAUUUUCAUCAUUUGUAACUUUAGUUUAUGUUUUUUUUAGCACCAUUGAGGAUACAAGACUAGUAAAUUUGGAUUGUAGACAUAAAGAUAGUGUAACUUCAGGUAUUACAUCAUUAUUAUGCUCAA